CCUCGCCGUAGCUAUGAACGGCAUAACAUACGUCACUCCCGACGAAGAAUAUAUCCGACAAUGCUACAACCUCCACGGACACUACAUCUGUCAAGCUACGAUUCCAAUAGCUUAUCUGAGGAACAAACCAACCUGUGAGACGGAGCUCUUGACCCAGACAACCAUGGACAGCUGGAACAUGUGCGACGUCCGCCUGACGCCAACCUUCAAGGACCUUUGGCAACCACUAUUAUAUAAGCAAGAUUGGUUGUUCUAUGUGAAGGAAGGGAAAAAGAUAUAUUUCUACUGUAGGGGCCGGUCAGCUGGUUCACAAUACAUUCAGGGAACAGGGAUCUUGAAAUUAAAACCAGGCUGUACUGCAAUAACGGAUUCAACAAGAAUUCGGGCAUUGGAUACAAUCGAAUCGACAGAAGAAUUCACUUACGCACCGACAAUAUCUUUAGAUAUAACAAGAAUUUUGCCGGAUUUUGGUGAUCACCACAUGGAGGCAAUCAAGCAGUUAACCAAUUCAAACAUUUCGCAAGCGCAACCUACCAACAAUUGGCCAAAAAACGAGGCGACCAUUUCGCUAAUGCAGCUAGAAGAAAAGGCACGGACUCUUGCAGAACACCACAAAACCAGGCACCCCUCCACCAACAUGGGACCAGCCACUCCAAGGACCAGCAUCCAACCGAUCAACCAGCAACGGUGGCCAUCAAUCAAAGACUCCCUAAGCUAAGUCCCCACAUAUACACAAUUACAUACACGCACACCACACAUCGCAAUAGUUCAGUUCAAAAGUAAUAGAAUCAUUUGGCAAUUUUGGUGUACUCAUCCGACUCCGAAUGGUGAAAGCAUCGUAACAAACGAUGUUUCAUCUUAGAGGGGAGAUGUUACGUAUCCGUCUUGGAAAUUUCCUUAUAUGGUGUUACAAACCCUUCUCAAGAAAUUUCCUUAUAUGGAAUC
Osmia bicornis bicornis is the source of this 945-nucleotide messenger RNA. RefSeq lists its product as uncharacterized. Bases 14 to 718 code for a protein of 234 amino acids. The transcript has 2 exons. The record is from RefSeq and is a predicted model, not a curated record. NCBI's taxonomy places the organism in Eukaryota, Metazoa, Arthropoda, Insecta, Hymenoptera, Megachilidae.